AUGGCUACAGCUGGCCUAGAACUUCUGGGCAUUACCCUGGCUGUACUGGGCUGGCUGGGGACCCUGGUGUCCUGCACUCUGCCCCUGUGGAAGGUGACCGCCUUCAUCGGCAACAGCAUCGUGGUGGCCCAGGUGGUGUGGGAGGGACUGUGGAUGUCCUGCGUGGUGCAGAGCACGGGCCAGAUGCAGUGCAAGGUGUACGACUCAAUUCUGGCGCUGCCCCAGGACCUGCAAGCUGCCCGAGCCCUCUGUGUUGUCGCCCUCCUGCUGGCCCUGCUCGGCCUGUUGGUGGCCAUUACCGGCGCCCAGUGCACCACCUGUGUGGAGGAUGAAGGUGCCAAAGCCCGCAUCGUGCUCACUGCGGGGGUCAUCCUCCUCCUCUCAGGCAUCCUGGUUCUCAUCCCCAUCUGCUGGACAGCCCACGCCAUCAUCCAGGACUUCUACAACCCCCUGGUGGCAGAGGCCCUCAAGCGGGAGCUGGGGGCCUCCCUUUACCUGGGUUGGGCAGCAGCUGCCCUGCUCAUGCUGGGCGGGGGCCUCCUCUGCUGCACAUGCCCCCCGCCCCAGAUCGACCGGCCCCGAGGACCCAGGCUGGGCUACUCCAUCCCCUCCCGCUCAGGCACCUCUGGGAUGGACAAGAGGGACUACGUGUGA
Messenger RNA from Pteronotus mesoamericanus, 654 nucleotides. RefSeq names its product claudin 9 (gene CLDN9). The transcript has a single exon. NCBI's taxonomy places the organism in Eukaryota, Metazoa, Chordata, Mammalia, Chiroptera, Mormoopidae. Gene Ontology annotation, molecular function: structural molecule activity. Gene Ontology annotation, biological process: bicellular tight junction assembly; cell adhesion. The record is from RefSeq and is a predicted model, not a curated record. Gene Ontology annotation, cellular component: plasma membrane; bicellular tight junction. Bases 1 to 654 code for a protein of 217 amino acids.